Molecule: messenger RNA, 1537 nt
Organism: Danio rerio (zebrafish)
Lineage: Eukaryota; Metazoa; Chordata; Actinopteri; Cypriniformes; Danionidae
Gene: atad3
Product: ATPase family AAA domain containing 3
Biological process (GO): anatomical structure morphogenesis
Cellular component (GO): mitochondrial inner membrane; mitochondrial nucleoid
Molecular function (GO): ATP hydrolysis activity; ATP binding
Source: RefSeq, marked provisional
GGCGGCGCGUGAGUAGCACUGCGCACGCGCAGAGAGCGGCGUGACACUCGUGUAGUGGAGUCUGUCCCGGCUCGGUCUGUCAGCGGAUCAUGUCGUGGCUGUUCGGGCUUAAUAAAGGCCAGAGCGGCGGCCCACCGGAGCUCCCGCCGCCGCCCGCUCCCCCCGCUCCUCCCGGCGGCUCUGGAGCGGCGGACAAACCCAAGGACAAAUGGAGCAACUUCGACCCGACUGGGCUGGAGCGCGCGGCGCAGGCGGCCAGAGAGCUGGACCAGUCCCGUCAUGCCAAGGAGGCUCUGGAUCUGGCGCGGAUGCAGGAGCAGACGGUUCAGAUGGAGCACCAGGGCAAGAUCAAGGAGUACGAGGCAGCAGUGGAGCAGCUGAAGGGUGAGCAGAUCCGCAUUCAGGCUGACGAGCGCAGGAAAACCCUGAACGAGGAGACCCGACAGCACCAGGCCAGGGCGCAGUAUCAGGAUAAACUGGCGCGGCAGCGGUACGACGACCAGCUCCGACAGCAGACACUGCUGAACGAGGAGAACCUGCGCAAACAGGAGGAGUCCGUGCAGAAGCAGGAGGCCAUGAGGAGAGCCACCAUUGAGCACGAGAUGGACCUGCGGCACAAGAACGAGAUGCUGCGCGUGGAGGCGGAGUCUAAAGCUCGCGCGCGUGUGGAGAGAGAGAACGCUGACAUCAUCAGAGAGCAGAUCCGGCUGAAGGCGGCUGAGCACAGACAGACCGUGCUGGAGUCUAUACGGGUGGAUUUGUGUGUGUGUGUGUGUUGUGUGUGUGUGUUCAGGUUCAUGCUGGUGUUGGCCAGUAAUCAGCCGGAGCAGUUCGACUGGGCUAUAAACGACCGAAUCGACGAGAUCGUGAACUUCAUGCUGCCGGGCCCCGAGGAGCGCGAGAGACUGGUGCGGCUCUACUUCGACAGAUACGUGCUGGAGCCGGCCACCGGGGGACGCCAGAGGCUGAAGCUGGCUCAGUUUGAUUAUGGACAGAAGUGUUCAGAGAUCGCCAAGCGUGUGGAAGGAAUGUCUGGACGAGAAAUCUCGAAACUCGGAGUCGCCUGGCAGGCGGCGGCGUACUCCUCGGAGGACGGGGUCCUGAGCGAGGCUAUGAUUGAUGCGCGAGUAGACGCCGCGGUCCGCCAGCACCGGCAGAAGAUGGACUGGCUGCACGGAGAGGGAGUUCUGGAUAACGAGGGUCGGCCGGUGGCUGCAGAAACACAGACCAAAGCAGCCAACAUGGGCUUCACACCGCCGCUCAAGGCACAGGAAGAGCUUAGGCCUCUACAGGAAGUGCCAGAGGACAGCCAGAACAAACAUGAUGGGACUCCCGUUUAACAUUGGCCUAGAGUCUGUUUAAUGUAUUAGUAGAAGGAAACUUAUUAAACGUGCUGUAUCGUCUGUGCUUGUGUCGGUGGCUCGUGUUUACGACAGCUAACGCUAAUUCACUGUUAAUAAUCACCAAGACUAGAAACUCUAAUGGAAUCAGAUGGAAACUGUUUUUAUGUCUGACAGUAAAGCCUCUUUCAUUUUUA